Messenger RNA from Chelmon rostratus (copperband butterflyfish), 5404 nucleotides. RefSeq names its product RALBP1 associated Eps domain containing 1 (gene reps1). The record is from RefSeq and is a predicted model, not a curated record. Bases 586 to 3042 code for a protein of 818 amino acids. Gene Ontology annotation, molecular function: protein binding; calcium ion binding. The transcript has 19 exons. NCBI's taxonomy places the organism in Eukaryota, Metazoa, Chordata, Actinopteri, Chaetodontiformes, Chaetodontidae. Gene Ontology annotation, biological process: endocytosis; endosomal transport. Gene Ontology annotation, cellular component: plasma membrane; cytoplasm.
CUAAGAUUACUAGAGGAAGGAACCCAAAGACCAUGAAACUUUACUUCUAACGGCCCCGCAGAGGAAUUUGUCUCUAGCGAAACGCAGAAACACCAUCCCAUAACGGAUUCAGAGAAGAAGAAGUGUUAUUACGUGAGAUUAACGCGGUAGACGUCCAGCCUGAGGAGGUGGACGCACUUUGCGACUUGCUAGCUUAACGUUACUGCCUGCCACUGACUUUGAUUCAAGGUAGCUGUUAGCUCGCUGUACUAUUAGCCAGCUGUUGGCUGCUUGGAUUGGCUGGCCCAACAAGUUAACUUAGUGAUUAACUGUAUGAAAGCAUUCCUUAUUUGAAUUUUUGAAUGGUGAUCAGCUCUCUUUGUCAACAGAUAGCAUUAGGGGUUUUUACAGAGAGUGGGAUAAGACGACAGCAAGUCGACAGCGCGUUGUGAACAUUAUUACUGCUAACCUGAACGUUAGCUAGUGCAGUAACGCUAGCUAAGUUGGGAUCCGAAGUCUCGCCCAUUUUUGGAUCCUGCCCCAGCCAUUGGCUAAGGGCUAAUCAACAGCCAACUAGUCCGGUUUCCAGGUUCGAUUGGUACUACGAUGGAAAGUCUAACGUUGAGUGACAUCGAGCAGAAAUACUACUCGGAUUUGUUCGUUUACUGCGACACGGAUAACACCAAAAAAGUGGCUUCCAAUGGGAGAGUUCUUGACCUUUUCCGGGCGGCCCAGCUACCCAGCGAAGUUGUCCUGCAGAUCACAGAGCUGUGUGGAGCCACUCGGCUGGGUCAUUUCGGGCGGAGCCAGUUCUACAUCGCUCUGAAGCUCAUUGCCAUUGCCCAGUCCGGGCUGCCCCUGAGGGUGGAGAGCCUCAACUCGGUCAAAGACCUGCCGCUGCCCAGGUUCGUGGUGGGGAAGAAUGAGGCGGAGGCCAGGCACGCGGCACUGUACCAGGACACAGACAGUCAGGGGAUGUACCCAGCCUCUGCCACUGCAGUAAUACCCAGACCGCCAGGCAGGGGUCUCCAGAACAAGAAAGGUCCCCCAUCAUCCACUUCACUUCCUGUCCAUGAGGUCAUCCAGCCCCUGGCACCCAGCAUAGAGCCACAGCCUGAACCAACGUCCCCGGUGGUCUCCCCUCAUCAGUCUCCCCCUACCUCCCCUCACUCGUGGAGGAAACACAAGCGGCAGCACAGCGGAGGAAACGCUGACAGACAGCCGGUGGUGGCUGCAACCGGAGCUGUGUGGACGCAGUUCAGAGAACCGCAAGCAGGUCCAGUGCCCAGUGAGGGAAUGUGGUCGUCCCACUCGCCUCCUCCUCCAGGUCAGGAAAGUUGGGUCAGUUUUACAGCGGACACCCCGCCAUCCAGCGCGCUCCCAGCAAUGCAUCCGUCGUCAGUCCAGGAAAGCACAACGAUACGAACAGUGGCCUCAGCAGCAACGACCAAUGAGAUCCAGCGACAGUCCAGCGGUUAUGAUGAUCCGUGGAAGAUCACGGAUGAACAGAGACAGUAUUAUAUCAACCAGUUCAAAACCAUCCAGCCAGACCUCACCGGCUUCAUACCUGGUUCAGCCGCAAAAGAGUUCUUCACCAAAUCAAAACUACCGAUUUUAGAGUUGUCACAUAUUUGGGAGCUGUCAGACUUUGAUAAAGACGGGGCACUGACCCUGGAUGAGUUCUGCGCCGCCUUCCACCUGGUCGUGGCCAGGAAGAAUGGCUACGACCUCCCUGAGAAGCUGCCUGAGAGCCUGAUGCCAAAGCUGAUUGACCUGGAUGACUCAGCAGAGGUCCCGGAGCAGACUGCUGACGUUGGAUACUCGGGCUCCCCGGUGGAGGUCACACCCAACAAAUCUCCCUCCAUGCCGUCACUCAACCAGGCCUGGCCAGAGAUGAACCAGAGCAAUGAGCAGUGGGAGACGUUUAGCGAGCGCUCCUCCAGCUCACAAACUCUGACCCAAUUUGACUCUAACAUUGCACCAGCUGACCCUGACACGGCUAUCGUCCAUCCAGUCCCCAUCCGGAUGACACCAAGUAAGAUCCACAUGCAGGAGAUGGAGCUGAAGAGGACUGGCAGCGACCACAACCACCCUACCAGUCCACUCUUGGCUAAACCUCCAGAACUGUCCGAAGAAGCCAAAUUACCUGCCUCCAUGAAGUUUGUAGCCGCCAACACUGUAGGUGACGGGUACAGCAGUUCAGACUCCUUCACCUCAGACCAGGAGCCAAUCACAAGACAAAGGUCUCAGUCGGGUACGUCUCCGGAGGCUCUGAAGGUGGUAGCGCCCCCUCCACCUCCGCCCCGCCCCCACCCCUCUCACUCUCGCUCCUCGUCUCUUGACAUGAACCGCACCUUCGCCGCCGCAUCUGCAGCAGGACAACCACAGCCUUCUACGAUAGCCUACCCGCCUGCUGUGCCUCCCCGACCGCUGCCCACACAGACGUCAGUGCCGCUGCCACACACCGGGCAUCGUGCAGAGGCAGAGGGUGCACCAGGAGGCGGAGCCGUGCUCACCACCACCUCCCCCCAGCAGAUUCCCCAGCAGCCUAAUUUCGCCGACUUCAGUCAGUUUCAGGCUUUUGCUGCGUCUGAACAGCCUUCCAGCCUGCCGGAGGUUGAGUUACACAGUGAACCUGGACAGGUGGACAAGCCGUCAGAGGGAGCCGGCCCUUUAAGAACGGUGAAGAGUGACGGCCAAGCAGAUGAGAGAGCGUCAGCGACUGUCAACUCUGCCAAAGGUUCGUCCGGUCCGCUCGCUCCUCCUCCAAAACCUGUCCGGCGAAGGUUGAAAUCAGAAGAUGAACUUCGACCGGAAGACGAGCAACACGGUCCGCAGAAAUCAAACGUCAUAGCCGCCGUCCUGGCCACCCAGCCUUCCAUCCCCAGGUCAGUAGGAAAGGACAAAAAGGCGAUUCAAGCUUCAAUCAGAAGAAACAAGGAGACGAACACAGUGUUGGCACGACUGAACAGUGAACUGCAGCAACAGCUGAAGGACCUGCUUGAAGAGAGGAUAUCCCUGGAAGUCCAGCUGGAGCAGCUCAGACCUUUCUCUCAUCUUUAACCGACGCGAGGAGGAAAACUCAGCUGUAGUUCAUCUGAAGCAAGGCUGUGGCCCUCAGUGUGACUCCGCCUCCAUCGCUCCCUCCUUCCCUCCUUCCUCCCACCAUCUCGGCUUUCCCUGCGGCUCCGACCUGCUGCGGGGCGCUCCGUUCAAACUCGUUACGCUCGAUCACACACUUACUAAUCAUAAGCCGGAAGGACCUGAGAGCGCCGUCUUACCAAGAGGAGGAGGUGAAAGGAGAGUGGGGGGAUUUUACAAACUGGCACUUUUCAAUUUUCUUUAAAGAGAGGUGAGCGGAGGACGACAGCGGACCGAGAGGUGGUUGGGAGUGGCCGACAAGAUGCCCCGACUGCGGUGUGGUCUGAGGACAAACUGCUGGUGUCUGAUUACUUUACUCUCUGAAUGACUGAAGAAAAAAGGCAGAGUGUGUUUGUCAUAUGUGUGUGUGACUGUUUGUGUAUUUGUGCUCCUGUUUAGCGACUUACUUGAGGCUAGCACCAAUAUGUUAAUUCUCUCCAGGGGUACAGACUCAGCCACACCAAACUCCCACUAAAAAUCAGACAGAUGUAAAGAAACGGUUCAGUAUUUUGGGAAAUUGCACUUCUACACUUCCUUUCUUAGAGUUAGAUGAUGAUGAUGAAGAUGUGUUUGAGUCUUGUGUGUUCAGUAUAGAGAUGGAGUCUGUGAUUAGCUUAGCUUAGCAGAAAGACUGGAAGUGGAGGGAAACAGCUAGCCUGGCUCUGUCCAAAGUUAAAAAAAAACUACCUGCACCAUUGUGUGUUUAAUCUGUACAAAAAUAGAAAAGUAAAAACAGUUUGUGGUUUUAGGGGGAGCUAGAUGCUGAAACGACUACUUCUAACUCUCCAUAAGAACAAGUAUAAGUGUAGCUCCCAAAAUGUCAAACUACCGCUGUGAAUACCUAUUCAAAACAGGACUUAAUCCUCAUUGACAGUCUUGUCUGCUGAACAUUUGCCUCUUGAAUGUCACCAUUCUCCAAAAAUGUGUUAAAAGUAGGUCUUUUAAGUAGGUCUAAGAGACUUGCUACAACACACAUUAGAGGCUUUGAAAACAUGAAGUCCAUGCCAAGAAUCUCCAUCUGCCUGCAAGUAAUUUUAAGUAAAAACUUAAAAUGGACAUUUUUCAGACUGGAGUUUGGUGUAGUCAGUGUCUCUAUAUAACAUACUGGGCUGCCUCUGGACAGGACUGUGUGUUGCUUGUGUAUGUGUGAGGCCUUUAAUGGCUAAAUCAUCAUGGUGAAGGCUUUUUUUGACUCAUCCCAUGACAUGAAUUCAGCCCACCUCCCUCUUAUUGCCCCUUGAAGUCUCCGUGUGGGUGUGGGUGCGUGAUCGAUGGCACGAUGCAGUGCUCUGUCUCCUUUCGUUAUGUUACACAGUGUUUGGGGAUUGAUGCGAUUGAGUGGUUUAACUUUAUGCCAAAUGACUGAACUGUCGCUCUGCUCUCUCACCUCUACUUGGGCUGUGUUUAAGAAAAAAAACAGUUUUCCCUUCCUACAGGUUUCUCUUGAUUUUCCCAACACAGCUGUGAAUCAGCUUUUCAGCUUUCUUUUAAACCUCUUACUCUUGGUUGCCGCGGUUAUUUCCAGCCUUUAAUUUCACCUGGAUGAGAAACCAUUUGGUCAAAAACAGACACUUGAAGGGGUUUGAAGAUGGCGGCUUGACUGCAGGAGGCGCCAUUCAUGAAGAAUUGUGUUGCCGAUCGGGGACAAGUUUUCCUGUGAUUUUUCCGGUCAGCAAACACACGUGCACAGAUCCCAACCGAUGGUGCAGAUAAGAGUCGAUUUAAAGAUUCAGCUGUUUUCCAACCGGGCAGUCGGCACUAUGCAAGUAUGGGCGAUGCAUCGAAACAGACCAACUAUACUUAGCUGUUUGUACUAUGAUAGUAGCAACUGUGUGAGCAGUAUACUCUGGUUUUUGUAUCUUAGAUCUUCCAAAACACCAUCUACUGUAUGUUUGUGAUUCAUUUUUGCCUUUUCUUUUUGGUACUGACGAGCAGUCCGCUUCCCCCGCCCCCGGCUCCAGAGGGAAGUAAACUCCAGAUCAGUGUUUUAUCAGGGCACUUUCACCCUAAAUCUGCAAGAUACGACCCUUGCUGGUUGUAGAUGAAGCUUAACAGGACUACAGACGGAGACCAGUCAACAGAAUGGGAGACCUGAAUGACCCAACUGCACUUUGAACUUAACCCCCCCUCCUCCUUAUUUCUUUUGUAUUUUUUUUAUUUGUUGUGUCCCUCUUUGCUUUCUUUUAACCUGCAUGUUGUUCUCGUCUUUCACGUGUAUUUAAAGAUGCUUUAAGAAGAAAAAAAAAAAAAGAACCACUCGUGUUUUAUUUCUUCAGUACAACCU